AUGGAAGGAUCGGAGACAUUUUGGCCAAGAUUUCAUUCAUCCAGUUCAAAAGGAAUUUAUAUUCCCCUAAGUUUCCAUCUUUCUGGUACAUAUGGAGGAGGCUCUGGCACUGGUGUCUAUAGUAGCGGUUAUAUGGGUAUGCCUGAAGCCUAUGGCAAUCUAGGUAAAGCGGUUCUAGCUGGCACGAGUUACAAAUCACCAGGAGGAUAUUCUGGCUUAAGGCUAUUCGGCAGCAGUAGCAGGCCUGUUUGGAGUGGUUGGGGUAAUGGAAAAUGGGGUCAUUACGGAAAAGGAUAA
This is a messenger RNA of Vanessa atalanta (red admiral), 297 nucleotides long. RefSeq lists its product as uncharacterized. Lineage: Eukaryota; Metazoa; Arthropoda; Insecta; Lepidoptera; Nymphalidae. The record is from RefSeq and is a predicted model, not a curated record. Bases 1 to 297 code for a protein of 98 amino acids. The transcript has a single exon.